CGAGUACCAGGAGCCUUGAGUAUUUCUAUGAACACAUGAAAUGUUCCUGUUUAAAAUUCAGUUUCUACCAUAGACAGUCUAACUAGAACUCAAUGGUUUCUACUGAACUCUAUUCUCGGCACACUUCAGUUGGGAAACAGCGCCACAGUGGCCAGAGCGUGUACUGCAGUUUUCUCCUUAGGUUUGUUGCCAUGGUGAUGGUACCACGCUGGAGUUGGGAAAAUCAAAUGAUGGUCUUGGAAAAAAAUAAAAAAAUAAAAGUUGGCUUAGUAAUUGGAAAGUACGAUUUUUUUUUUUUUUUUUUUUACUAACAAUCAAAUAUGAUAAAGUUUAGUCUAAUGUAAAACUUAAAAAAAGUUUUAAAUGUUGUGGCACAUGUUUAGUUGGAGAGAAAACAGGCUUUGUGCGUGUCUGCACUAGUUUAGCUUCGUUAAUAUGAACAAAUAAUGACUAAUAAAGGGGGGAGAUUAAUAAUAAAAAGUGUAGGAAAUCGUGGAUGUAUAAACCAAAGCUCUAGGAACCCGCCGCCUGUUUUUUAUCUGGAGUGCAGGCCUGCUUUGGCUCCAGUUUCAACUCGAGUCGCUCUGGCUUUUCGGCGCUGCGCAGUGGACUGUCAGUGGCGCCGCUCGCUGCGGGAAUAUCCCAGCGAAACAGGGGACUGCUCGGAGGUGAAGACUGGAGUGCAGAUUUCUCUGGAUGUAGAUGAGAGUCGGCCUGUUAAUAUUCCCUCAAAAACAGGAGACUCAGAUGUUGCUGCCAUGUGCAAUACUUGCAACCAAAGCAGGCCAAAAUCCCAGCUCACUGAACACCUUCUAGAAUCAUCCGGCGCCCUGACUGAAGAAACACUUCGCCAUUGUCCUCCGAGACUCCCGGAGGCUCACACCCAGCACAGCGCGAGUGCUCGGGGCCGGCACUCGUCCAGCAGCUCGGUCCUCCCCCAGGACCGGCUAUACAGUCGGUUCAGUCACAAAUGUCUACCUCACGAUUAAAAGAUCCUUCUCCAACUCCACAACCCUGCACACAGUAGAAAAUGACCUCCAGCAUCGACCUAGAUGACCGCAGCAUCUUUGAUGAGUUUAUGGAAGAAGAUGAGAAGGACAGAGCCAAACGUAAAUCCCGAAACAAGUCAGAGAAAAAGCGCAGAGACCAGUUCAAUGUCCUCUUCAAGGAGCUGGGGACCAUGUUGCCUGGCAACAACCGCAAAAUGAUCAAAUCUACCAUUUUGCAGAAAAGCAUUGACUUCCUGCACAAACACAAAGAAAAUGCUGCACAGUCAGAAUCAGCCGAGAUCAGACAAGACUGGAAACCUCCUUUUCUUAGUAAUGAAGAAUUCACUCAGCUCAUGUUAGAGGCACUAGAUGGAUUUUUUCUUGCAAUUAUGACUGAUGGGAAUAUAAUCUAUGUUUCUGAGAGCGUGAUGUCCCUUUUAGAGCAUUUACCUUCUGAUCUUGUGGAUCAGAACCUCCUAAACUUUCUGCCGGUGGGGGAGCAGUCUGACGUCUUCAAAGCUCUAACCUCUCAUGGGACGGAUGAACAGAUACCAACACCCGACUGUCUGAAAUCAAAAAAUCACCUAGAGUUUUGCUGUCACAUGCUCCGAGGGGCCGUCGAUCCCAAAGAGCCCCCCAUGUAUGAAUAUGUCCGGUUCAUUGGAAACUUCAAGCUCCUGAAAAAUGUGCCUAACUGUACUAGAAGUAGUUUUGAGGGAGUGAUCCAGCGCUCCCUUCACUCGUCUUUAGAGGGCAGAGUUUGUCUGGUUGCCACGGUGAGGCUGGCCAAACCACAGUUUAUCAAGGAGUUGUGCACUGUAGAGGAACCCAAUGAAGAAUUCACCUCCAGACACAGUUUAGAGUGGAAGUUUCUUUUCCUGGACCACAGAGCCCCUCCCAUCAUAGGUUACCUCCCCUUCGAAGUCCUAGGUACAUCAGGUUAUGACUACUACCAUGUGGACGACCUGGAGACUCUGGCCAAAUGCCACGAACACUUAAUGCAAUACGGCAAAGGAAAGUCCUGCUAUUAUCGGUUCCUCACCAAAGGGCAGCAGUGGAUUUGGCUGCAGACGCAUUACUACAUCACUUAUCACCAGUGGAACUCCAGACCGGAGUUUAUUGUCUGCACACACACUGUUGUGAGUUAUGCUGCUGUAAGGACAGAUCACCGCAGAGAGCUGGGGAUCGAAGAUUCGCCGCCUGAGACCACAGCUGACAAAAAACCACAGGAUUUGGGUUCAGAGACCCAACUCAACGCUUCCAGUCUGAAGGAGGCUUUAGAGCGCUUCAGUCACAGCCGGACCCCCUCAGCCUCAUCCCGCAGCUCGCACAAAUCCCACCACACCAAUGUGUCUGACCCUGCCUCAUCUCACGGGAAGCUUCAGGGAGAAAGAAGCACUCUAACUCGACAGACUUCCUCUGCCAUGGAGACGACAUCGGAACGCCGGGCUUCAGUCAGCAGUCAGCCACAACAGCCUCAGCAACAGCUCCAAAGCAGCCAGCAGAUGCAGUUUUCCAGAGAGGUGGAGGCCAUGCAGCACCUGAAAGACCAGCUGGAACACCGCACUAGGAUGAUUGAGGAGAACAUUCAGAGGCAGCAGGACGAGCUGCGGCAGAUUCAAGACGAGCUGCAGCGGGUGCAGGGACAGAGUCUGCAGAUGCUGCUGCAGAAAGCAGCUGGAGGACAAAGUCUGGUGUCUGCACAGAGGAGCCUGGGGGGCAGUGGACCGCAGGCAGGUGUUCUGAGCGUGCAGAGCCAGGUGGUCUCAGCAGGACCGCUGCAGAACAACAUGCAGCAACAGGCUGUCCAGCCUCAGCAGCAGCAGAGCGCAGCGAUGCCACAGAGGACCGUCACUCUGCAGACCCAACAGAACCCCCUUGCUGCACCGCUCUACAACACCGUGAUGAUCCCCCAGCAAAAUUCUGCCAAUGUGGUCCAGAUCGCUGCCAGUCUGGCACAGAACACUGGAGCCAACACCCCCGCUCUGGCAACGUUUGCACAGGACCGUGCAGCUCAGAUUAGGUUUCCCACAGGCCCUCAGCUGCUGACCAAACUGGUCACGGGGCAGAUGGCGUGCGGGGCCGUCAUGGUUCCUACGCCCAUGUUUAUGGGUCAGGUGGUGACGGCCUUCUCCCCUCAGCAGGGUCAGACACAGUCCAUCAGCAUUUCUCAGCAGGAGCAGCAGCAGGUACAGCAGCAGUCUCGGGUUUCAGCCAUGCAGGCGGGACAAGCACAGCUGACGCACCAGCAACCACAGUUCCUGCAGGCGUCUCCGCUCCUUCAUGGAAACCAGUCCACCCAGCUGAUCCUCCAGGCGGCGUUCCCCCUGCAGCAGCAGGGCAGCCUCGGCGCUGCAGCCCAGCAGCAGCAGCUGCAGCUGCAGCAGCAACACCUGGGCCCCCACCGAUCAGACGGUCUGUCCGACCGCUCCACCACGCAGCCGCAGUAGCGCCCUGAACCCUGCCACAAAUGGAGCACCGCGGGAAGAGCAGCACGGAGAAGUGACGGGAUGGGCGGGCCCGCCUCUCACGGGGAUCCUCUGCUGCUCUCCUGAAACUCCUGAGCGACAGAUCCAGGUUUGGGCCUGCUGAUGCCGUCUGAGUCGAAACCUUUUGUCCUGCAGCAUCACCCCCAUGUGUGAGCUCACACAGAAACCGUUUUGUUCACGGGAAGGACCGCCCACAGCCAGACGGUCGUUGGCAGGUGUUCCUCUGCUCCUGUGUCUUUGUGCAAAAAUAAUCAUUGGUCAGAACGAACUUUACAAAUGUGACAUAGAUCGAAAUGUUACUGUACAAACUAUAAUUUGUAAUAUAGCAUGUAAAUAUACUGAAAGAGAGAAUAUUUUAUAUGAUGCAUGAGGUGAAAACAUAGUUUGUUAUUUUCAGCUUUGUUUUCUAGUUUCUGAGAAAAGGUUUUAAAGGAAUUUUCAAACUUAAAGUCAUGAGUCUGUGUGCCACACGUUUCUCAGGAAACAAGGAGAUUCUCAUCUGAAACACAGUUUUUGUUGGUUUCUCCACAAGAUUUACCCCUGAAGUCAUUUAAAGAUCUUUGAAUCUGUGGGCCGUUCCCUCUGAUGACAAAUGAUGACACGAUCAUGAGCAGAUCCCUCUGCUGUCUAUCACAGGAGGUCUGUUUUUAGAGACAUAAAGCACACAAACACCUUUUCUUUGAACUCUCACUCGUGCUGAGUCACGCCUGCAUCAAGCUUCAGCUUCGGUCGGCGUUCUCCUCUGAACGAAGGUUUUGCACUUUCAGUUGAAACAUAUCUGCCUUCCUCUGUAAACCGUAAGGGUGAGCUCAUCGCAGACGCGACGGCGGAGGUCGGUAUCGUGUUGGGUUUGGAGCGGUGGAGUGUCGGGUUCUUCUUCCACCGGACAACACGAUGGAGGCUCCUUCCACAAGACAAAAGAAUUCUGUUGUGAUGUUUGUGGGUCGAGUCUAACAGGAAAGGUCCCAUCAUCUGCUUCAGGGAUCAGUUCUGUUCUCAUGGAUGCUGUUGAAGUCAUGAGGACUCAGGCUGCUGGUUGGUUUGGUUAUUUUACAUGGUGAGGUUUCAUCUCCAACCAUCACUGUUCUGCUGGUUCUAGAGCUCCCCGGGUGAAGGGAAGUCGACGUGAAGCAGCUAAACGCCCACAUGUUGAAUAAAAACACAUCUCUCAUCCUGCUA
Messenger RNA from Oryzias melastigma (Indian medaka), 4657 nucleotides. RefSeq names its product circadian locomoter output cycles protein kaput. The record is from RefSeq and is a predicted model, not a curated record. Gene Ontology annotation, biological process: regulation of transcription by RNA polymerase II; circadian regulation of gene expression. Bases 1031 to 3439 code for a protein of 802 amino acids. Gene Ontology annotation, cellular component: cytoplasm; CLOCK-BMAL transcription complex; nucleus. NCBI's taxonomy places the organism in Eukaryota, Metazoa, Chordata, Actinopteri, Beloniformes, Adrianichthyidae. Gene Ontology annotation, molecular function: protein dimerization activity; DNA-binding transcription factor activity, RNA polymerase II-specific; E-box binding. The transcript is spliced from 23 exons.